CGCUAGGGGGACGGUCGCUGUCUCGCGUGUCGAGGGGCGCAUGGCGAAAGGAAGCCCCUGAGACGUUGGCAGGUGUGUGCACGCCGAGUGCCCUGUCCACGAGGACUCGCAGACCGUGGUGGUGGUACUGCUGCCACCGAGUGCUCCAAAGAUGAUGUUGGCAGAGCAAGCCCAGAAGUGGUUCCCCACUCACGUGCAAGUUACAGUCCUCCAAGCCAAAGGUCUGAAGCCCAAAGGCAAAAGUGGCACCAACGAUGCUUACACGAUCAUUCAGCUGGGCAAGGAGAAGUAUUCCACCUCGGUGGCUGAGAAGACCCUGGAUCCAGUUUGGAAAGAAGAGGCCUCCUUUGAGCUCCCUGGAUUACUCCUGCAGGAGAAUCCAGAAAAAUAUGUCCUGUACCUGAUUGUCAUGCACAGGUCAUUGGUGGGGCUGGAUAAGUUUUUGGGACAGGUGGCAGUAAAUCUGAAUGAUAUAUUUGAGGACAAGCAAAGAAGGAAAACAGAGUGGUUUAACCUAGAGUCCAAACAAGGAAAGAGAACUAAAGACAGAGGAGAAAUAAAGGUCAAUAUUCAGUUUAUGAGGAAUAACAUGACAGCAAGUAUGUUUGAUUUGUCAAUGAAGGACAAAACCAAAUCCCCUUUUGCUAAACUGAAAGACAAAAUGAAGGGUCGAAAAAAUGAUGGAACGUUUUCAGAUACAUCCUCUGCAAUCAUUCCAAGCACUCACGUACCUGAUGCAAACAUAGAAGUAUACAGUAGUGAAGUACAAAUGAAAUCAAAACCAAAAAAACCUUUUCUUUUGGGACCUCAGCGACUAUCUUCAGCUCACUCAAUGUCAGAUUUAACAGGUUCACACGUCUCUUCAGACAAAACAAAAUCCAGUGCAAUUGGCUACUCUCAUCUUUUCAGGCGUCAGUUGGAAUCUUUCGGUUCGGUUGAUGAAGGUGGAAGUCUAAAGUCUCCACAUAGAAGGACAUUAAGUGUUGAUACUUCUAAAAUGAGCCAGCUUGACAGCACAGUUGAUGAAACUGCAUUUGAAGCACAAAAUGACCCAUUUACCAAUGUGAGUGCUUCAUUACCCCAGAAAUUUGCAACACUGCCAAGACAGAAGAAUCCGUUUGAAGAAAGCCCAGCAACAUGGGAUCAAAACAUAAGUUUUUUUUCCAAACCUGUUGAAAUCAGAAGAGAAAUUAAAAAAGAGAAAAAAGAGAAAGUUAGCCUUUUUGAAAGAGUGACUGGAAAAAAAGAUAACAGGAGGUCAGAUAAACUUAGCAAUGGGGGAUCAGACAGUUCUACUGAUUUGAAAUCACCUAGUGCAUUUGGUGAAACUCAUCAGGAGAGUUUUGAUUAUGAUUCAACUAAUCCGUUUAUGACGAACUUCAAGCCUACAAGCCUGUUGCCAGCUUCAAGUUAUAAUAUGAAUCCUUCUGGCGUUGAGGACCUCAGGAAAACGAUGGAUGGAAAUCCAUUUGAUGCCACUGCAGGAUACCGUAAUCUUACUUAUGAAGAGAUUUUGCAGGAGCUGCUGAAACAUAAAGAGCAACUUAAGAAGAAGGACACCCAUAUCCGUGAACUUGAGGAUUACAUUGAUAAUCUUCUUGUACGAGUAAUGGAAGAAACACCUAGUAUUCUCAGAGUGCCAUAUGAACCUUCUCGAAAAGCUGGCAAAUUUUCCAAAAGCUAAGAUGAUACUUGAUGAUACUUUCUGCUGAAUGUGUUAGUGGAAGGAAAUCAUACUUAAACAUUUUGACUUCUUUCAUUCCUUUUCUCCUAAGAAAUUCCAGGAAUCAGGGGAGGAGGUGACUACAGUUUAGAUUUUUCAUUUGUUUUUUACUUCAAAUACUAGCAAGGACUGCCAAAAGUAAUAUUCUGUUAUGUUAGCUAAAUAACUUUUUAAAUGAACAAUGGUAUAAUGUUGUACAUCAGGUGAACAUCUUUUUUAGCUACAGAAUAUUACUUGAAGUAGAGAAAAUAAUACACAUUAAAUAUGUCCAUGUAGUUUUAUAUGGUAGUUUAGUUUUCAUCAUCUGGCAGUUUCAGCUGGGAUAGCCUGUGCUAUUUCAAAUGUUUUCUUGACUGAUUAUUGGUAUUACAUAAAUUUAUUCUUUUUGGUAUUACAGCAUGUCAUCAAAACCACCGUUUUCAAGUCAGUAUAAUAUGCUUUGCUAAAUCUAAAUGUGGCUUGUUGCAGGAGUAUGUGGUUCAUUUUAUACAUAUUAAAGGAAAACAGUGAUGCACAAUCUUUAAAAAGAGUAAAUACUGUAUCCUAUAAAAUGUGCUUUUUGUAUAAUAAUAUAGAACAUAUCAAUCCAUUUCAGUAAGGGCACAUGCUGGAAUCAGUUAUUUUGCAAUUAAAUUCCAAAUUUUGUGUAUAAUGAUUGAAUUUUGGUAGUGAACUCAAAGCGUUUUUUUGUGGAUCUUUUUGUACAACAUUAUUGCAUGCCUUUUUAUAUGUUAAAGUACUUCAAACAGUCUUAAUAGUUGGAAUUAGGACUGGAGAAAAGUAUAGAAUAAAGAUAGGGACACUUCAAAGUCUAGUACACUAAAAAUAUAGAAGAAAUGAAUAGACUGAGUUAAAUAUACAUGAUAAUUCUGAACAUAUAAAAAUUUAAGCUUGAAUUUCACGUGAUAUAUGUCUGUCUUAAGUUUUCUAAAUCUUAUGACAAUAAGGUAUAUGCCUUUAAAAAUAGGUUAUGUUGCUAAAACGCAUCCAGAGUACUUAGAAAAGCUUAUCAUUUAAAAGAAAAGAUCUGUAUUCUUUGUAAGUACUUUAAAAAGUCGGUUUUCACCAAGGUAAAUGAAAGGUGAAUAUAGUAAGAAUAUUCUUGGUCAUUUAAUAAUUGUUUAUAAGAUGAUAUAUGAAAAAGAUACCUGCUAUUCAGUAAAUUUUCAAAAUAUAGUGGUGACCAUACACCACUAUAUGUCCUCACAUAUAUUAACAUAAGUAGAUUUUAAUUUUUAUUUCCUUCAUAGUCAUCUUGGUUGGAUUGUCCAUUGUUCCAGAACAGUAAAAACAUAUAAAAAUCUGUAUAGGAGAAUAUUCUAGAUUUGGAUAUAAGAAGACUGACUGUCUUUUCCUUUCCUCUUCUUUUCCUCCACAUCAUUUGCUUUUUUCUUACAUCAUUAUAUAAUGGCUGUUUCUGAGGGAAAAAAAGGGGCUGAAAUUCUGGUUAUUUUUUGUUGUUGUUAAAAGUCUGUAUAUAUUUUCAUUUUUUUUAAUUGCAAAGAUUAGUAAAAUCAUCUUGAAUAAUUAUGAUCUGGAAAAAUACGUGAUGAAAUCUACUAUCUGAAUGCUUUUGACAAUUUUAGUAUUCUGUGACAGCACAGAAUUAUUCUCCCUAGGAAAAAAAAAUUCGGCUCUCAAAUUUCAACUUCUUCUUUUGGUUUUCAUUGUGGAACAUGAUGUGGAAGAGGAUACUUGUACUAGAACUACCCCUCAUCUCCAUAGCAGUGUAUUCCUAAAAUUUGUGAAGUUCGAGCAUUCUCCACCCUAUGUUUGGAUCCAUCAUAGAAUCAUAGAAUCACAAAACAGAUAAGGUUGGAAGGGACCUCUGGAGAUCAUCUGGUGCAACCUCCCUGCUCAGCAGGGUCACCUAGAGCAUGUUAGACAGGGUUGCAUCCAGGUGGGCCUUGAAUAUCUCCAGAGGAGACUCCACAACCUCUCUGGGCAACCUGUGCCAGUGCUCUGUCACUUGUGAUUAAGUGGAGCCUCAGUGAUUCCAGUCAAGCCCUGCCUAACUGUAGUACUUUGCAUUUAGACAUUUGUGACAAAGAGAUGUGCCCAAUUCAUAAGGGAGUCUCUCUUUUGGCAGCCUAAGGAUUUAUCAAAUUCUGUACCUCAUAAACCAUAUGAAUGUUCUUUUGACCUACUUAAGAUCUAAAUGACUGUAAAUUUGUAGUAAUACAUUCAAAGUGCCAAAGGUUAUGUAGUAAGUUAUGGUAUAUUUACUGUUGGAAGUAAACUUUUGCACUCAGAUAGGUUUUAGUUUUUUAAUUACAUCAAGAUGUACUUCAGUUAUUCAGUAUUUCCAUAAAAGUUCUCAGUCAUUUUAGAAUGUUUGGCUGAAGUGGUGGUGUUCUCAUAUUGUUAAUGGGGAAGUGUGCAAUUGUUUUGAAUUCUACAAUAAUUUUGAAACUCAGUGGUACAAUAUGAGACCAUCUAUUAUCUAUGAUCAUUAAAUCAUACACACCAAUGGGAAUUUACAAGUAAACUCACCAGAGAGUACACUCUGAUGACUUUCAGUUGCAAGCCAACUUAUAAUUAUUAAAAUGAAACUCUACUAUAUUUAGCACCUCUGAAAUCACUUCUUUUAGAAUGUAAAUGUAGAAUAUCAAAAUGUAGAAUUGGCUAAAAGCAGAUCAUUUGGCAUAUUUGCAUAACAAGAAUGAUAAGCAGAUUAAAGGUAGUGAAAAGAUCAAUUUUUGUGCAUUAGUGAAGAAACUUACUGAAGCUUUGAAUAUUCUAUCUGAUCUAUUCAGCUUAUCAGGAAAGAGAGGAGAAUGACAAAUGCAAUUUAGGAAAAGGUAAAAGAUUAGAAUGGGACAUUUAUAUUUUUAUAAAGUUCAUAUAGCUAAAGGUACAACUUACUUUUAGAGCAAUUCCUAAAAGAUAUUAAAUGUACACCGUUUUCUGUUUAGAAAGAAGUUUUGAAAAGCAUUGUCACACUAUGUGUAUUUUUAUAAACCAUGUAGCUUUCAAAUGAAAACAUUCCAUACAACAUAAUUUAUAAGUGGAAAACAAAAUUCUGUUUCUCCCCUUAGUAUAAAACUCUAUACUUUCUGAUCAUUUUAAAACUGUAAUAACUUGCCACUUACGAUCAGUCUUUCUUGUACUUUUAAAAUCUAAGGAGGAAAAUCCUGAACAUCUCCACAUCAUUUUGAUCUUUUCUCUCAAAAUUAGCAUGAAGAUACAUCUAUAUAAACUUGGAAAUAGCUCUGCUGAUAGCGAUGUACUUUACUUACUUGAAAGAACAAAUAUCAAGGCCAUAUUUUAGAGUUGUAAAUGAGAAAUUAGAACUUCUGCUAUUCAAAGAGGAUUUUGCAUGCGCAGACACACACAUGCGUGCGCGCGCACACACACACACACGCAAAACCUCUUGAUAAUGUGUUUUAUGUUUGGCUUGGUUUUACACCUAUUAAUGAAUGUAGCAUUCUCCGUAGAUUUUGCAUAACUACAUUCAUUGCUGUUGGCUCUGUCUGAAGAGCUGUUUGUAAUUUUCCAGCUGUAAAAAUGUUGCCUUGCAUUUAGAAAUGUUUCACGAUUUGGGGACCUAAUGAAACUCAAGCUCAUUAAGUACUAGUUUGCAUUUCAUUCUGUACAGGAUGCACUUUCUUAGAUGUAUCUUCAGACAAACAGAACUGCUGUCUUAAUAUGUUUACUGCUGCACUGGAGGUUUGUUUACACUUCCAGCUUUAAGAAAAAUUAUUGCCCUACAUCAAGUUUGUAAAGUAGGCUCAUGCUUUUUUACUGUUUAUGUAUCCAUUACUGUUGUAGAUAUGAUAGAGGUGUUAGCUCUGUGGUUUUUAAAUGGUGAUAUUUAGAGCAUGUUGACUAACUUCCACUCUUCAAAGUAAAUGGUGAAGGAUUAUAGUGCUGCUGUGCUCAUGAUGCUAGAUUUAAGGGUCUGUCAGCACUUUCAUUUUGAAACCCUGUUUUCAGGGAUUCAUUACUUCUAAGUCCAAACACAGUCAGUGGAAGUAUUUAAUAUGCAAUAGCUAGCACUUUAAUCUGUUUAUGAAGGGUUUAGAGAUUUAUUUCUGUUGAAAAAGGUGUGGUCUCCUAAAGGAUAUUUGGCAUUUAAUUUAUCUUUCAUAAUUUGUACAUUGAAGAGUCCACUGAGUGUUACAAAUGGUACAUUCCUGUUCAUCUUAGAAGCUUCCGGAUAUCUUGUAUUACAAUGUACUAUAAAAAGCUGAAGAUCCAGGUUAUGUAAGAAGUUUGUAAAAGAUGUGAACUUAGAACUAAAGAGUUGAUUUUUGUCUUGUGCUAUCAAUGGUAGUUUGUAUACAUUUAAUAAUGGUACAGAAUCACAGCUGUAUACACAUAUGACAAUUAUAAACUUAUAAUGCAUGAAAAGUCUUAUUUUUAUUUCAUUAAUGCAACUUCAACUCCUUUAAGU
Molecule: messenger RNA, 6119 nt
Organism: Rhea pennata
Lineage: Eukaryota; Metazoa; Chordata; Aves; Rheiformes; Rheidae
Gene: RAB11FIP2
Product: RAB11 family interacting protein 2
Exons: 5
Coding region: 152-1684 (510 amino acids)
Biological process (GO): regulated exocytosis
Cellular component (GO): phagocytic cup; endosome
Molecular function (GO): small GTPase binding
Source: RefSeq, a predicted model, not a curated record